Coregonus sp. 'balchen' is the source of this 14991-nucleotide messenger RNA. Lineage: Eukaryota; Metazoa; Chordata; Actinopteri; Salmoniformes; Salmonidae. The record is from the annotation of a GenBank genome assembly.
AUGGAGCCGUCCACUGCCCCUGGUGCUGAACCGGCUGAUUUUGACAUGUACUCGGUGAUUCCGUUCAAUGUCACCUACCCGGACGACGAGAUGGGGUUCGUGCCCAACGGGGAAAACUACACCCAGCAGCUCCCGGUUCAGAGCGCCUCCAAUAUUAUAGUAGCCAUCUCCAUCACCGCGCUCUACUCCGUUAUCUGCGUGGUGGGAUUGCUCGGGAAUGUCCUUGUGAUGUACGGGGUGGUGAGGUAAGGGUUUUCUAGUGGAACCACCAGUGGCAUAUUCUACUUAGCCUACUAUCAUUGGUGGCAACUUGCUUUUGAGAUUGUAUGGCUAUUAUUUUCUGUAAGAAAGCUUGUGAAUGCAUAUCAUUUUCGGGGAUAUGCAUGACUGAAAAUGUACUUUUCUCAAGAAAGUUGUAGGCUAUAAGGGUAUCGUGUAUUUCGUAUGGAUAUUCCGUUUUUUAUAGCCCAAUAUCUCAUGCGUGCCUCUCUUCGUGUUAGCUAAGCAAACCGUGUAUUUGUCAAAUGCAAGCACAGGACGCGAAUCAAUUAUAAAAUGAAUGAUACAAUUUAUGAAAACCAAUUUCCUGUGAUUUGAUGUUGCUACACUCUAUAAUUAAUUUUUGGUUCCAAAACAUUUGCGAAUACUUUGCUUUUGUUCAACAAGUAUACAUUUUUGCUGGUGAAACAGUAAAUCAAUGUUUACUUGCGCGUGAGGACCAAAGGAAAGAGAGAGUAUGGUGGAGGGUGAGGGUGUGUGUGUUUGUGUGUGUGUGUGUGUGUAUGCCUACUAGUGUGCGUGCGUGCGUCGGACUCUUUUCAUAUUUCACAUGCAGUCCUCCUCUGUUCAGCCCGACUCCACAGUACACGUGCACACACACACACACACACACACACACACACACACAAACACACACACAGCCUCUGGCUAGAGAGCUGGGUCAGGUCCAGGAGGAGUCUCUUUUGCCUUCAUCUCUAGCUGGUAAAUAUGACGCUUUCUUUAGUUUGAUUUGGUUUGAAAUGAAAGGAUUACAGUAUACCGAAAAGAGUACCUAAAUUGGGCUAGCUUUAAAAAAAAAAAAUGUAUUAUCAAAUGCUCCCAUUUCACAGACAUUAAUUAAGAUCAACAGGAUUCAAAUUGCAAUUACUGGCAUUAUUAUUGGCUAUUCCCAAUCUGCACCCUCCCUUAAUUGAAAUAGUACUGAUGUCAGUGAUGGGUUUAUUGUUUAUGAUGACAUGACCCUGCUGAGUGUAUCUUUAAGGAGAAUAAUUAUGCCCACAUCACUAAAAUGCUCUAACAACUGCACCACAGGUGACAACCAUUAAUUGAACCCCCCCUCUGACAUGUUCAAAGACAUGUCAGGCCAUAGCCAAACUUGGAGGACUGAACCCUCGCAGUGUGUACUAAACUGAACCCUAGCAGUGUACUAAACUGAGCACUAGUAGUGUACUAAACUGUCUGGCAUUACAAGACAAUGAGUGUCCAGUCUAGUGAACUGGAUGUCCAGUCUAGUGCACUUACUUCCUCUGAUGUACACUAAUAGCUUUAUUGCCCACUGCAGUCAGACAUGAUAAAACAGUGUCCAGUCUAGUAGCUCUGAAUCCACUAAUAGCUUUAGGGUUGGGGUCAAUUUGGAAUUUCUGAAUUUAAUUUAAUUCAAACAAUGAAUUUGAAUUGAAUUUGAAUUGGCCUCACCCCACAGGAAGUAGAAUUUGAAUUUAAUUGAAGGAAGUAGAAUUUAAUUAAAACCAAUUCAAAUACAAAUUCAGAAUUGACCCCAAUCCUGUUAUAUAUGUAAAGUUGUUCAGUGGAGCUUGACAGUAAGAGCCAGUAGGCUACCAUCAGUAUGAACUCUCCUCUCUGGUUUUCAGAGAAAAGAUACAUCUAGUGGCCUCUUCUGCUGUCUCCUGUCAGAUAAUGAAAGAGGUUGUCAUGACAAUGGACAUUAGUUGGUUUCUCCCAGAGCCAUAUAUUAAGAGAGUUCGUCCAGGUUUUAGAACGGAUGCCAUGUUAGCACCUUUAUUCUCAAAAUGUUGGUGAUGUACAAUACGAGAGCGCCUCCGACAGUUCCCUAUGAAAUGACCCGCUGUAAACAAGCAAAACAGAGCAGUGAAUUUAACAGACAUUUUUAUUGAUUAGCAUUCGGGAUAAUGUGUAUCCAAGUCGGUACUGUGUUGUGGUCUCAACAAAUUGCAUAUGUGCUUUCACUGGACAUCUUCAUAGGUUUUUAAAACUAUCAGAAAUAAACAGCACAAUGCUAAAGCGUCAAUUAUCACUUAGCAACGGCUGUGGAGGAGAAAGUGGAGGUGCUUUAAUGGGAUUUGACUAGAUGGUAGGCCUAUACAGCUACGGAUGGAAGUUACUUUUCGUAGCAGGUUAGGAGAACUUACGCAGCAGGUUAGGAGAACUUACGCAGCAGGUUAGGAGAAUUUACGCAGCAGGUUAGGAGAACUUACGUAGCAGGUUAGGAGAACUUACGCAGCAGGUUAGGAGAACUUACGCAGCAGGUUAGGAGAACUUACGCAGCAGGUUAGCAGAAUUAAUGGAACAGGUUAGCAGAAUUAAUGGAACAGGUUAGUAGAGUUAGAUUAAGGUUACGAAAAGGGUUCAGGUUAGGUUAACUAAAAUGCUCUCCUAACCUGCUAUCUGAUACGUAUCAGAUUUGUUCCCUUAAGUGUAAACAGCAAAAAAAAACACAUGGAAUCUGAUCUUUUGACUUCAGAUUUAUACCACCUCUAUUUGUGGAUCUGAUUUCUGAUACAAACCGAAUCCUGCAUAUGCGACCUCUGUCUGGACGCUCAGAUCAGAUUUUUGUGGGGGGGUUUUGCAGAUGACCUGCCGUUACCAUGACAACCACCCCAAAAUGUAAGGAGAGAGAGCGACAAAAAAAAGAGUGAGAGAGAGAGAGAGAGAGAGAGAGAGAGAGAGAGAGAGAGAGAGAGAGAGGCAGUGGCAGAAACAGAGACAGACAAACAUAGAGAGAGAGUGGGUGUGUGAGAGAGAGAGAAACAGAGAGAGACAGGGAGAGAGAAAGCGGCAGAGAGAGAGCAAAAGACAGAUUUAGUAUUUUAGUAUUUUAUUAGGAUCCCCAUUAACUGUUGCUGAAGCAGAAGCUACACUUCCUGGGGUACACACAAAACACAAAACAUUACAUAAUACAGAACAUCAAUAGACAAGAACAGCUCAAGGACUGAACUACACACAUUUAAAAGAGAUAGGAAGAGACUGAGUGAAAUGAUGACAGAUCAGAGACUUCCUGUUGCAAAUACAAAUUGUUACAUCUUUCCCAUAUUCAAGCCAUUUGAAACAUAUUCAAGUUAUUAGCGUUAUGAACAUAGAAACCUGUUUGCAGUUUCUGUGCCGCAAUGUUUAUUUUAUUUUAUACAUCAUUACUGGUAAUCAGAAUGUGUUCUUAGGUGUGAUUUUGGUGUGAAGUGUGAUUUUAUGAUGGCUUACUAAAAAGCUAGUGUGGAACCCCAUAUUAUUGGCAUAUUCAACAGCGUUUAACAAAUAUUUGACCUUCAACACUGUUGUCUUGUGAUCAAGCCAUCAAUGUUUUGUGAUUAUUGGGGUCGUAAAAAUGUUAGCUAACGGGUUAGCAAUUAGCAUGUUUGACAUUUCAGUGGAAAUACUACUACUAUCAGCUUUUUGAUAAGCGGUUUAGCAAAGAAAUACGUCCCGUAUUAUCGGCAUACGGUCCCCAGUUAUUGGCCACCUUACUAUUUUGUUCAAUUACAAGACAUAUCCAUAUAAGCACGGGGUGACCUCCUGUGGACUCUUAAAAAUGGUUCUUCACCAACAUCUUCUUCAGUGUUGUAACCAAAUAAUGUCUCAUAAUUUGUUUUACAGAUUAAUCUUAUGUUUUGAGAAAGCAGAUAACAGUUUAAUACUAAAAUAUAAAUGAGUAUGAAUAAUUUACAUCAAAUAAAACUUUAAUUUCAGUAAUGUGCAUUGACAUAAACAAUUAAAACACUGUUGGAGUUUGUGCUGCAGAGAUGCACUUGGUAAGUAAAGGAAGAAAUACACAAGAUUAAACAAAUAAAUAAUUUAUUAAAGUUCCAGACGAACAGUUAUUGUGCUGACACUGCUUCCAGAGGCAGUUUGGAACUCGGUAGUCAGUGUUGCAAUCGAGGACAGACGAUUUGACCGGGGCAGAUCUAGCAGGGCAGAAAUGUGAUGAACUGACUUGUUGGAAAGGUGGCACCUAUGACAGUGCCAAGUGGAAAGUCACUGAGCUCUUCAGUAAGGCCAUUCUACUGCCAAUGUCUGUCUGUGGAGAUUUCAUGGCUGUGUGCUGGAUUUUAUACACCUGUCAGCAAUGGUUGUGGCUGAAAUAGCCCAAUCCACUAAUUAGAAGGGGUGUCCACAUACUUUUGAUGGUGUGCUGCCUUUUAAACUGCCUGAAAUUGACACACUGUGGACUGGAGGCCAGCGAACAUGGUCAAUACUGGACCGAGUGAUUAACUUGUGGUGACAGACUAUGAUCAAUGGCUCUGGGUGUACGUACCCAAUAUACAAAUGAUGCCUGUGGUCUGAUGAAGCUGUGAUCGAUAAGACAAUAAUCAAUAUUCACCAGCGUCAGGAGAAGGAAACAUUCCAUGUCCAUCCUGUUUGUCCUGGAACCAAGGCCACUGACUGACGUUUUUGAAAUGACCCUCUGUUCCCUGCAGCAGUGAUUCUAACAAGGAUCUGCCUCCUCCAUAUGUUUGUUAGCCUCUAAGGCAGUAGUUUUCAACCUGUGGUCCACGGUCCUUUUUCUAGCAAUUUAUUUUCUUCCAAAAAUAAUAGCAGUUGGGGGUAUUAAUGGUAUUUUAAGAAAUGUUACAUUUCUUUUCAAAAUGCCAAUUGUUUAUAAUAAUAAUAACAGGCCUUUAAUCUGUUACAUUCACAGAUAAAAUGGACCCCAAAUUUGUCCGGCAAGAUAUUUAAUGUUACAACAGUCCUCAAGAGGUUUUGACAGUGAUUUGGUGGUCCACGGAAUGGAAAUGGUUGUGAACCACUGCUCCAGGGACACGAGAUGAAUGUGUGAAGAGGACAGGGCUGUACAGCAUUGAUAGCUACAAUCCCCAACUAGACAGAGGUCUAUGAUACUAUCACAGUUACAGUUCAUGUUUCUCAUUUUAAACAGCAUGAUUUAACAUGACGUUGAAAGAAAAGAUCCCACUGUUUUCAAGCUUUUCAAGCUUCCAACAAGGAGAAUGGACAUACAAACCACCCAUAUGAACUUGUGCCCUGUGGCAUUAGCUAACUACUACAGGUCCAGAACCAGUUAAACGGAUGGCAUGAACAGAGUGGGCACUGUGGGCAAAUAUCAAAGCUCAUCCUCUUCUAUGAUUAAUGCAUGCACAGCUGUCAUCCUCAAUGGGAAAUGGAACAUAGCAUGUUGUGGUGAAACCUGCCUUGGUGCUGUAACCUGCUGAGAAGAUGUUUCAGGUUGUCAGCUACAUCCCCCGUAAAGAUAACAGGGAGGGACAGCCUAUCUUAGUCAGUUCCCUGAACCGACUGUACCGUACAGUGCUGUACAGAACACUGUAUCCUUUUACCAUCCUGCCAGUAUCUGGCCACUGGGGUGUUCUCAGCUCAGAUCAUGUCUCUUCCCCCAACGCCCACCCGCCUCUUCUCUGCUUCUCUAGCCACUUCAUCAACAUCCAUUCACACAAACAGAGCCCUGAGCCCACCCACUCAAUGCGUCUCUCGUCGCAUCUCCGUCUUCGUGUCUGCAUGAGUGUGUGUGUGUGUGUGUGUCUGUGUGUGUGUGUGCGUAUCAUGUGUAAGCCCUGGCUCGUGUAACAUUGGCUCAAGGCGUAGGGGAGUGGGCCAUGGUUUGAACAGGAAAGACAAUAAGGGACUUGGACCCAGCAUGGAUCUUGGUGGUGGAGGAGAGGUGUGUGUGUAUAUGUGUGUGUGUCCCGACCACACCAGCUCAGAUCAGGGCUGGCGAUAACGAUUCUACAUACGCAGAGAACAAACCCAUCCAAGGCGUAUGACGACUGCUUCUGAUUCACCGUCGUUUUAUGAAUACGAAAAAUAUAAGAAUGAAAAUGUAAUAUCUAAUUGUCUCCUGCUAACCGUGGCGCUAGGAAGCACAGACGGAUUCAUAGAUGAAGUUAUGCUGAAUCAAAGGGUUCUAACAGACGUGAAAGAAACCUCCCAUCAAGAACAAUCUUCUUCCCUAGCGAUAACAGAUUCUGUAACCUGCUGUAGUCGGACUCAGAACACAUCUGAGCACCGGAAACUCCAGGCAAUAGUUUUACUCUGUCUCUGGCUCCCCAAUACGUGUGACUCAAGCAAUAUUUCCUAAAACAUGUCUUCCUUGCCCCAGUGAGAUAUUGUUGUGAUACACUAUGAGCAGGUUCACAGCAAUGGACUACUGAUGUGUUUGCCCAACAGAGACCCAUUUAUAAAACACAGUACCACUGACAACAUGGGAUGCAUUACAGAUGUAGGAUCUUAAUUUGAGCCAGUUUGAGCCAGGAAAAUAAUCCUGCAGUAUCAGGAAAUGUGAAUGAUUAUGUGAAUUAUAAUUAAUGGACAUUUCUGUAGGGGUUGAUACAUUUUUCACAAGGGAAAAUCAAGUCUGAAAUGUCAAAGUGGAAAUUACAAACUUCAGAUGCCUUUUUAAACCUCAAAUACACUACAAGUUUUAAAUGUCCCGCAUUACAGGAAAGUUCUCCUGCAACAGGGUGAUCAAAUUAAGAUCCUACGUCUGUAUACAGUACUGAUAUUAUUACAUUUUACAUUAAAGUUGAAUGUAUAGCUUUACAGCAUAGGAAUGGAGCUACAAAGCUGGAAAAGCAUUUUGUAUGAGUCAGGUACAGGACCUCUGUCCUGAUGCUGUUAGUUGGAGUGAUUCUUGACAGAUUUUUUGCAUUCAUCAAUCACUUCCACCUAGCCUGUCUCUACUUUUAACAGUGUGAUUGUGUAAUUGCCAGGGCUGCAUUUAUGGUGUAGCGAGAGAGUGAUACCCUGGAGAGGCAGAGCCAGUAGAUCAAGACCACCUUACUUACUGACACCAAGACCCAAUACAGACAGAGAUGGAGAGAGAGGGAGAUAACCAACAAUUCAUCUAGUUAACCUUUUGUUUGAAUAGAGACAGGUGCAAUUAAAACAGAAAGAGAUUGGAUAGACAAGAUUUAGAUCCACUGACCUGACCUUGUUUUAAUUUUCUGCAUUUGUCCCUGAGUAGGCAAUAUUACAAUGCCUAUCACCACUCUUCACAUGCACACACACACACACACAAACACACACACGCCACACACACACACACACAAACACACACACGCACGCACACACUGUUGUUGUAAAGUCUGUUCAAUGUCGGCCAGUUGAAUUGACCUGACAGGGAUCACAACACAUCUGUCAGAUGAACAAUUAAGAAGGCGGCUUUCAUGGACAAUUUAGAUCGGAAUGGUUUAACCCUCCUGUGGGAGCCGUUGAAGCAGAAGAGAAAUCAGCAAAUCACCAGCAGCUCUCAGCCGCAGAUACUCAACAGGCCUGUCCCCUCUCACCCCUAACCCACCAUCAGUCUCAUACGCAAAUGGGAUGCCUAAACCAGGGAUGGUCAUCACUGUCCUGGCUCAUGGCCUCUUUGCUGACUUACAGCAAAGAGACAUUUUGCGUAUGUGUGAUCCUUUGUAGCUCAUUUUGUCGUUUUGUAGAGCAUUCCCAAACUACCCAUACGUAAAAUGUAUGCACUCAUGACUUUAAGUCGCUUUGGAUAAAAGCGUCUGCUAAAUGGCUAAUAUAUAUUAUAUUACAUUAUAGCACUACAUGCAUGCACACACACAAACACAGACACAGACACACAUACACACAUUCCACAGACCUACAUUAUAGCCCCGGUCUCCAGAAUGAUUUGGCUGGUAGUGUUUAUGCACUAAGAGCUGUAAGUUAAUAGAUGUUAUCGACCAAACCUUAAAGAGGGAGAAAAGGUAUGGGAAAUCAAUAGGCUACAAUGUAUUUAUUAAUGGGCGACAAGGAACAGGGUCAUUCCACCUCAAAAAGCACAAGAAUGAGGGUUUUGACACCCACAAUGUCAGAUUGUUCUGAAAUCGUUUCUGUUGUUAGAAACAGAUAAGAUAAGCAUUCCUGUAACAUUCCUAAUUUCUUCCUCAUUGUUAGAAAAAAGUUUGGUCCAAAUCGGAUGUUAGGUACUAUAUUGAGUAUUAUAUGAAUCCUAUGAAUUUGAAUGGCCAAUUUGGGUGCAAUCUUAAUUUCUCAGAGAUCAAAUGAUAUUUCAACAAAAUAAUUUGGCAGGAAUGCUAAUUUUAUAUUUUUCUAACUACAAACAUGAGUUCUGAACAAUCUGAGGUGGGUGUAAUGGCUUGGUGAAAUGACAUGGAACGACCCAACAGGGAGUUAGGGUUUGGAGCUUACAGUCACUGUCAAAGACUGACCAACCCAAAACUGAUUUAAAUUUUCCAGUAAAUGUUGUUUACUUAAUUCUGAGUGUUGUUUGGUUUGAUUUUGUUGUCCUUUUGGCCAUCUGGACCAUUAACUAAAUGGACUGUACAAAAUAUGCACUUAAUUUAUCCACAGAGCCAUGCCGCACAGUGCAAAAAUCAGUUGACAAGUACUGUGCUCACUUAAGCACACCAAUUUAAACACUAGCAUAUUCUGUACCUCUACAGCAUUUUACAUACAGACCAAUGGGCUAUAACUAAUAGAAUACUGUUUUGAAGGCAAAGUAGGUUAAGAUAGAAUAUAUCUCUAUUAACAUAUUUAUAUUGUGCCUUCAGAGAGAUUCUGACCCCAUUAAGCCAAUAUCUUUAACUACACUUGUGACUCAGCCAGACCCUCGAUGUGAACUGGGGACCCCGAUCAGACACUAUUUCUUCAGGCACACCGUAGUGCCGGAAGACGUGGGUAAACAGAGCCUCCGCAGUCUUAAGGGCCGUAGGGAGACCGGGCAAAGGAAGGAGACAGCAGUACUUAGAAAACCGAUCCACACGUGGUGUUACCUUGUGACGGAGGAAGAUCCGUCACGAAGUCCACCGAUAGGUGUGACCACGGCCAUUGUGGAACGGGUAGGGGUUGUAAUUUCCCUCUGGGCAGGUGUUUAGUUGCCUUGCACUGGGCGCACACCGAGCAGGAGGAAACAUAAACCCUCACGUCCUUAGCUAAAGUGGGCCACUAGUACUUCCCACUAAGACAGCGCACUGUCCGACCGAUGCCAGGAUGACCAGAGGAGGGUGACGUGUGGGCCCAACAGAUCAAUCGAUCGCGGACAUCAACCGGAAUGUACAGACGCCCAACUGGACACUGGGUGGGAGUGGGCUCCGUACGUAACGCCCGCUCGAUGUCCGCGUCAACCUCCCAUACCACCGGUGCCACCAGGCAAGAAGUAUGGGAGUGGGAUCCGUGGACCGCUCCUCUGUGUCAUACAACCGGGACAGUGCAUCUGCCUUAGCAUUCUGGGAACCUGUUCUGUAGGAUAGGGUGAAAACAAAACAGGUAAAAAACAUGGCCCACCUUGCCUGGCGAGGGUUCAGUCUCCUCGCCCGCCGCCCGGAUGUACUCCAGAUUGCGGUGGUCAGUCCAAAUGAGGAAAGGGUGUUUAGCCCCCUCAAGCCAAUGCCUCCACGCCUUCAGAGCCCUGACAACAGCUAACAGCUCCCGGUCCCCCACAUCAUAGUUUCGCUCCGCCGGGCUGAGCUUCUUCGAAAAGAAAGCACAGGGGCGGAGCUUUGGUGGCGUAUCCGAGCGCUGAGACAGCACAGCUCCUAUCCCAGCCUCGGACACGUCCACCUCUACUAUGAAUGCCAAGGAGGGAUCAGGAUGAGCCAUCACGGCAGCCGAGGUAAACAGAGCCUUCAAGUGACCAAAAGCCCUGUCCGCCCCAGCUGACCACUGCAGUUGCACCGGUUCCCCCUUCAGCAAGGAGGUAAUGGGAGCCGCUACCUGACCAAAGCCCCGGAUAAACCUCCGGUAGUAGUUGGCAAACCCUAAGAACCGCUGCACCUCCUUUACCGUGGUUGGAGUCGGCCAAUUACGCACGGCUGAAAUGCAGUCAUUCUCCAUCUCCACCCCUGACGCAGACAGGCGGUACCCUAGGAAGGAGACGGACUGUUGGAAGAACAGACAUUUCUCAGCCUUGACGUACAGGUCAUGCUUCAACAGUCGACCAAGCACCUUGCGCACCAGGAACACAUGCUCGGCACAUGUGGCGGAGUAUAUAAGAAUGUAAUCUAUAUACACCACUACACCCUGCCCGUGCAGGUCCCUGAAAAUCUUGUCAAUGAAGGAUUGGAAGACUGAUGGAGCAUUCAUCAACCCGUACGGCAUGACGAGGUACUCAUAGUGCCCAGAGGUGGUACUAAAUGCCGUCUUCCACUCAUCCCCCUCCCAGGUUGUAAGCGCUCCUGAGAUCCAAUUUGGUGAAGAAGUGCGCCCCGUGCAAUGACUCUGUCACACUGGCUAUGAGAGGCAGUGGGUAACUGUACUUCACAGUGAUCUGAUUUAGCCCACGAUAGUCAAUGCAUGGACGUAAACCUCCAUCAUUUUUCUUCACAAAAAAUAAACUUGAGGAGGCAGGUGAAGUGGAAGGCCGAAUGUAUCCCUGUCCCAGAGAUUCGGAGACAUAUGUUUCCAUAGCCGCCAUCUCCUCCUGAGACAGAGGAUACACGUGACUCCUGGGAAGUGCUGCGCCUACCUGGAGAUUUAUUGCACAAUCCCCCUGUCGAUGGGGUGGUAGUUGAGUCGCCUUCUUUUUACAGAAGGCAAGAGCCAAAUCGGAAUAUUCGGGGGGAAUGUGCAUAGUGGAGACCUGGUUUGGACUCUCCACCGUAGUUGCACGUAUGGAAACACCUACACACCUCCCUGAGCACUGACGUGACCAUCCCUUGAGAGCCCUCUGUUGCCACGAAAUAGUGGGGUCAUGAGAGGCCAACCAGGGAAGCCCCAACACCACAGGAAACGCAGGAGAAUCGAUCAGGAAGAGACUAAUUCUCUCCUCAUGAUCCUCCUGUGUUUUCAUCCAUAGUGGAGCUGUGACCUCCUUCAUCAGGCCCGACCCUAAAGGACGACUAUCUAAGGCAUGUACAGGGGAGGGCACAUCAACAUGAACAAUAGGGAUCCCUAAUCUACAUGCAAAUGAACUGUCAAUAAAGUUCCCAGCUGUGCCUGAAUCGACUAGCGCCUUAUGCUGGGAAUGCGGGGAAAAUUCAGGAAAUUCUAUACAAAACAUACAUACGCGAAACAGGGAGCUCUGGGUAAGUCAGGUGCCUACUCACCUGGGAUGAUCCACCAGUGCCCUGCCUGCUGCCUCGACUCCCUGGGGAACCUCCCCAGCACCGACCAGCAGUGUGCCCUCUGCGGCCACACUUGGUGCAGGAACCGGCCCCCCCUCCGGUCACCCUAGGAGCAGCACCUCCGAGCUCUAUAGGGGUAGGGUAGAUAGAUCCACCAGCUGGUCGAGGGUAAGGGUGGUGUCCCUGUAGCUCCCGACAAACGUCCUCGCGUAGACUACACCGGUAUUGGUUGAUCAGGGCCCUUUCAUUCCAUCCCGCGCUGGCCGCCAAGGUCCGGAAGUCCAGUGCGAAAGUCCUGUGCGCUCCUCUUCCCCUGUCUGAGGUGGAACAAGUGUUCCCCCGCCACUCUCCCCUCCAGGAGAUUAUCGAAGACCGCCCGGAAGCGGCGGGUGAAAUCCUCAUAGCGAACCAACGAUGCGUCUAUUCCUCCCCAUUCGGAGUUGGCCCAAUCAAGCACUCUCCCCGACAGACAGGAGAUGAGGGCGGACAUGCUCUCGUAUCCCGAGGGAGCCGGGUGGAAGCAGGAACCCCUGGCACCCGGCAGCCGUCCCAUCAUAUGCCCUCGGGAGCGAGAGCCGAAUCCCACUGAGUCCAGGUGACGGAGGGGUGGACAUCGGUGUGGGUUGACCUGAAGUUGCUAAGGUUGUGGGAAAACCCCCUCUCUCCCAUCGCUCCAUGGUCUGCAACACGCAAUCCAUCGCAGUGCCCAGAUUCUGGAGCAUCGUCGCGUGCUGCUGGACGCGCUCCUCCAAGGACUGGCUGCACCUGCUGACUCCAAAUUAGGUGCGUGUUUCUGUCAGGUGUCAAAUGUGUAGCGGUAGGACGGAGGCAGGACACAGAACUGAGUACACAACGUUCGUUACUUAGAAAAACAAACACUAAUUUCAUGCAGGGAAAACACACCAGCUCACAAAAGUGUAUGACACAACACAACGAACAAACACGCACAAAACCAUGUGGGAACCAGAGGGUUAAAUAGGGAAAUAAUCAUCAUACAAUGGGAACCAGGUGUGUACAAACAAGACAAAACCAAUGGAAAACAGAAACGCAGAUCGGUGGCAGCUAGAAAGUCGGUGACGACGAUCGCCGAUAGCCGCCCGCACAAGGAGAGGCACCAACUUCGGCGGAAGUCGUGACACAGGGGUCACGGAAAUUCAGAAUUGGCCUAUUUUAGAGGAAUAGAACAUAUCUUAAUGUAGCAAAUAAUCAUAAGUGGUUAUGAUCUAAUACAGAUCCAUAUUGGGAAAUGUUAACAAGAAAAUGUUAAUGUCGUAAGUGAUCAUGAUCUGAAAAUGACAAUGGAUUCCGCAAAUUACAGUAUGUGGUUAAAGUUACUUUUAGCUCUAUAGCGCUUCCUCGAAAAGUGCUUGAUCAGACACUAACAAGCCUGAAGUAUAUCAAUUAUCUUGAAUCACUCAUUCAGAAAGAAAUAGAACCGCGUACGAAGAGAAUUAAAAUAGCAUGUUCAACAUACAGCAAGAGAUCAAUUAUCUGUAAUCACUUGUUCAGAGAGAAAUAGAAUUACAUGUUCCAAAUGUUUCUCUGUUCAACAUAUACAGCAAGAGGCAAUUAGUUAGAGCAUCUGGGACUGACUGCAAAAUCAAUUUAACUUAAUUAUCUUUCACCAAGGUUGAGAUAAAUUCAAAAGUCCAUUGAAAUUCAAUUAAUUAAUGUCAAAAUCCUCAAAGAAAACAACAUACGGUUUGAUAGCAACAUCAAUUCAACAAAUGGCUUUGUCUCUGUCCACAGAUACACCAAGAUGAAGACAUCCACCAACAUCUACAUCUUUAACCUGGCUCUAGCGGAUGCCCUAGCCACCAGCACACUCCCCUUCCAGAGUGCCAAGUACCUGAUGGGGACCUGGGCCUUCGGAGAGUUCCUCUGUAAGGUGGUCAUCGCCAUCGACUACUACAACAUGUUCACAAGCAUCUUUACCCUGACCAUGAUGUCUGUGGACCGCUACAUUGCUGUGUGCCACCCAGGUAAAGGGAGAGAAGCAUUCCACAUGGCACCCUAUUCCCUUUAUAGUGCACUACUUUUAGCCAGAGUGUAUCCUCUCGCGAAAAUAAAUGAAAGGGUGCUAAGAGCCAAUAACACUCACUGUAAUAUAAGUUGCAAUUGAAACGUAAUUUUCUGUGUGUCACCCAGUGAGAGCCCUGGAGUUCAGGACGCCCGCCAAGGGUAAGAUCAUCAACGUUCUGAUCUGGGUUCUGUCCUCUGCCAUCGGAGUGCCCAUCAUGGUCAUGGCGGUGACAAAAACGACAGACAGUGGUGAGAAAGCAGCGUUAAACUAGCUAGCACGUUUUUGACACUUCUUUCAACGGCUUUCUUGUAUAGCCUCAAUCAUAUUGGGGUUUUUGUCAUUUGAAACUCAUCAUGUUUUUUUGAAUUUCUCAGUUAAAUUCUUUGUUUUUUAAAAUCCCAUUAAAUAAGGGAAUAUGUCACUCUUCCUGCUAAUUUACAGUAUAUUAAAUCUUUGGUCAAUUAUCUCUAUAACAUAAACCUCCUACAGUUUCCUCUCUAGAGCUGUCUGACCCCCCCUCUUUAAAUGUGUCUGACUCCUUUCCUUCUCUCCUUCACAUCUCUCUUCUCUCCUUCACCCCUCUCUCCUCUCCUUCACCUCUCUCUUCUUUCCUCCACCCCUCCCUUCUCUCCUUCACCUCUCUCUUCUCUCCUUCACCCCUCUCUUCCCUCCUUCACCUCUCUAUUCUUUCCUCCACCCCUCCCUUCCGCGCCUUCAACCCCCUCGUCGUUCCUCCACCCCCUCCCUUCUCUCCUCCACCCUCUCUUCUUCCCCCCCCCUUCCUUCUCUCCUUCACCCCUCUCUUCUUUCCUCCACCCCUCCCUUCUCUCCUUCACCCCUCUCUUCUUUCCUCCACCCCUCCCUUCUCUCCUUCACCCCUCUCUUCUCUCCUCCACCCUCUCUCUUCUCUCCUCCACCCCUCCCUUCUUUCCUCCACCUCUCUCUUCUUUCCUCCACCCCUCCCUUCUCUCCUUCACCCCUCUCUUCUCCCCUUUACCCCUCUCCUCCUAGGUCAGACUAUGUGCACACUGAAGUUCCCCGACCCUGACUGGUACUGGGACACAGUCACUAAGAUCUGCGUUUUCAUCUUUGCCUUCAUCGUCCCUGUCACGGUCAUCACCAUCUGCUAUGGUCUGAUGAUACUGCGUCUGCGCAGCGUCCGCCUGCUCUCCGGCUCUAAGGAGAAGGACCGCAACAUGCGCCGCAUCACCCGCAUGGUCCUCGUGAUUGUCGCGGCCUUCAUCAUCUGCUGGACGCCCAUCCACAUCUUCAUCAUCAUCAAGACCCUGGUGGAGAUCGACUCUAGGUUAGUCGUUAUGUUUCGUGUACUUUUAUUUUCUUGCUGAUUUUACCGUGUGCUUGUGUUGCUUCUUUAUUCAUCUUGCUGAUUUUAUUAGGUCAAAUUUCUUUGGGUGUGUUGAAAAAGGGCAUCAAAUAAAAUGUAUUAUACAUAACUUAUUAUUAUUUAUUAUUAACAGGAACCCCUACGUGAAAGCCAGCUGGCACCUCUGCAUUGCGCUGGGCUACAUGAACAGUAGUCUCAACCCCGUUCUCUACGCUUUCCUGGACGAGAACUUCAAGAGGUGCUUCCGGGACUUCUGCCUGCCCUGCCGGACCCGCGUGGAACGCAACUCCCUCAACACAGGUCGGAAUGCCAACCGGGAACCCGUGUCCGUCUGCGCUCCGACUGUAGCUGGGACGGAAAAGAAGCCUGUAUGA